UCCAAAGCUUCCCUAUAAAUUGUUCACAAACCCCAUCGCCAUCACCAGACCUGCUCGAAUAAAAGCAAAAAAACAAAAAAAAAAGAGAAUAAAACGAAACCCCAAAGAAACACAAAGCAGGUCCCGUAUCCAGGCGCCGAAGCCAAGUCUUCUUCUCCGUCCAGCAGUUUUUUUUUUCGCUUGAAAGAAACGUUUCGAAUCUUUCAACCAUGACCAUGAAGAAGAUCUGCUGCGCCGUCGUUUUCGCCGCCGCCUCCCUCAGCACCGUCUUGGCCGCUGACGCAGCCGGCCCAACCGGCGCCGAGGCCGAGGCCGCGACCGCGGCCGGUGCAGCUGGGCCUGCUGCUGGUGGACCUGCUGCUGCGGGUGGGCCUGCUGCCGGGCCCAGCAGUGCCGCCAGCUCGGCGUUGCCGGGCUUUGCAACUUUGGUUGGAGCUUCUCUCGUCUCUCUCGUUUCCUAUUAUUUCCAGUAAGCUAUAUAUAAAAUUAAGAGAGGACACGUGGGCAUGAAUAAAGAUGAAAAAAUGAAAUAAUAAAAAAAAUUAGGAAAAAAAAAAUACCCAAGACAAUAGAAAUUGGGGGAAAUGAUGGAGAUUGGAGAGCAUAGUAAUGUAAUUUCUUGUAUUUGUUUUUUUUUUAAAUUCCCCCCUUUUCAUUUGUUUCUUUUGCAAUUUGUAACACACCAUGAUUGGUGGUAUUAUAUUGAAAUGAAAGGG
Linum tenue is the source of this 716-nucleotide messenger RNA. The record is from the annotation of a GenBank genome assembly. NCBI's taxonomy places the organism in Eukaryota, Viridiplantae, Streptophyta, Magnoliopsida, Malpighiales, Linaceae.